Molecule: messenger RNA, 5626 nt
Organism: Sebastes umbrosus (honeycomb rockfish)
Lineage: Eukaryota; Metazoa; Chordata; Actinopteri; Perciformes; Sebastidae
Gene: btbd8
Product: BTB domain containing 8
Exons: 21
Coding region: 519-5189 (1556 amino acids)
Molecular function (GO): protein binding
Source: RefSeq, a predicted model, not a curated record
AAGCUUGUUACCGAGCCUCAGACUAACAGACGAGUAUCGGCUGCAAGUCAUUUCUACCGGUCUAUUGUUCACCACGAGGCGGUGAAGGGUUUAAUGGUGAAGAAGAGAACUAGCUCCAUAGUAACGGUAGCCCGGGUUACCUAGCUAGAGCUAGAGCUAGCAUGCUGCUAGCCAGGAGAGGAGCAUCAGAGUGAUGUUACUGAGCUCACAGCCCGGAGCAGGUCGGCAGAGAGAGAUAAUACAUGUGUAAGCACAGCAGCGCCUCUCUGGGCUUCAGUGCUGGUAAACGUAGAGUCAGUCUGUGUGGUGAGAGAUGGUGCUGCGCUGCUGACAGCAGAGUCUGUCACCUGCUGUAGGGGAGUCAGACGAUCUGUCUCUCUGGGCUUCCUCAGACUGUCCCCCACAGCAUGCCACUGGGUUUUAUCCAUCCAUCUUCUACUGGAGCUGCUUAACACAUUCACAGGCUGAUGUCUUUGCAUCAUAAGUAAACUGGGGGAAAAAAGAGAACCUAAUGAACCAUGAUCACCACAGAGGCUGCGAGGGAGUUCCAGGCCAAAGAGCGCAAACACAAAGAGCAGCUGAAGAGAUGUUUAUCAUCUGCUUUAUCUGCAGACCUGGACAGGUUGCUGCAGGAGGAGCUGGAGGCUGAUGUUUCUCUGUAUGCUGGGUCAGGCUCGCUCCGAGCACACAGAGCCGUACUGUUGGCCAGAGCUCCUCAUGUCCUUCAGGGACAGACGCACAAAGAUCCCACCAUCAUCCAUCUCUCUGGCUAUGAGCUGUCUGGAUUGAAAGAUUUCCUCAGGCGACUGUACACAGCAGACCAGAGCAUGCGCUCGCCUGAAAUAAUCCCAGACACGGAGGGCUCAGUGCCAGACAGUACUCCGCCUGUUCCCGACCCCGCAGACCUUCAUAGUUCCACUGACUCAGACACUGUUCUCUUGCCAGCCUCGGGCCUCGGAGCUGACCUGCUGGAUCUGUACCAGAGGGGAGAGCAGUGUGACAUCACCAUCCAAGUAGCGGAGCAGGUCUUCUGCUGCCACAGGGCGAUCCUGUGCGCGCGGUCUCAGUACUUCCGAGCCAUGCUGAGCGGCAGUUGGAUGGAGAGCUCCAGACAGUGCAUCACCCUGCAAGGCUUAGGGCCAGAUGAGAUGGAGAUCCUGCUCCAGUUCAUGUAUGGGGCCAUUGUGGAUCUGCCACCUGGAGCCAGUGCCAGUCAGGUGAUGCUGGCAGCAGACAUGUUGGGUUUAGAGGGGCUGAAAGACGUGGUGGAGAUGGUUCUGACCCGAGACUACUGCCGCUUCUUCCCCAAGCCGAUUGACGGGGUUCAGAGAACAGUUCUGGAGUGUCUGUCCCUCACACACGCCUUGGGCCUUCAAAACCUCCACAUGCUGUGUAAGAGGUGGGUUGCUGAUCAUUAUGUGAAGACGUGGUGCGAGAGAAACUUUUCCCUCCUGUCCCCUGAGCUCCACGCGGCCUGUUUAACGGCUGUAACCGAAACCAUGACCGUGCAGAACGCAGUGACCAUGCUGUGUGGCACCGAGCAGUUGCUUGGCAGCCUCCCAGAAGUCAAGUGGGCCCAACAGGUGAGGAGCCUCGCCACGGAGCUGCAGGAGGAGAGCCUGCACGUCAUUGUCCAGCAUCUCCCCAAAGUCAUCUGCACCCAGGCCUUCCAGGAGCUUUGCAGGAGGGAAGAGUUCACCCGCGAGCCCACGUUGUUGAAGAAGCUGUGUUCAGCCAUCAGAGAGGGUGUGUCCGUGGACAACUGCUGUGAUCUUUUCGACGCUGUGUACUGUCUAUGUGGAGAUGACAUGGAAGAGGGUUCUCUCCUGGAGCAGGGAAGGAAAAAACGAGAGGAGCCGUUCAGGCAGGAGAUUUGUACGCUGCGUGGUCGGCUGUGGACCUUUCUGCUUCAGACUUUUUACGCGGUCCGCCACACGCAGGGAUGGGAGACCCUGUCUUCCAAACACAGAGAGAGGAUACUGGCAGAUGCUAUUGAUAAAGGGGACAAUCGAAGACUUGGCAAAAAGCCUGUAUUCACUAGCUCACAGUCGAGGGCUGUAAAAUGCCCUUCAUCUGCACCUGAGAGUCCUCCUGUGCUCAGGACCCAGAGAGCGUCCGAAAACACCACUCCUUCCUCCCGUAGUGCUGCAUCAGCCAUGAAGUCUGAUGGACUGGGGACAGCUAACAAAGCGGGAGACGGUCCCACAUCUAAGGCGAAGAAUGCAAAGAAGCCAGGAGACCGGAGCGUAGCAACGAAAGCAAAGGCGGCAUCAGCUGGCACGCCAGUUGUCAACGGCACGGGAGCGGCGGGGGCCAGGCGGGAUGUAGCCAGCGCCAAUGGCCCCAGAAGCUCUCAUGGUGCGAGGGAGCAAGAAAAGAAGCCCAACCCAGGUGCACGGCCUAAAACAUCUCCACCGAGCUGCACGUCUACGAGCCAGACGAAGGCUCAAAAGAGCUCAACGGGAAGGUCUGACAGCACUGCUGGCACCACCCAAGCUCAGCCAAGCGCUUCAUCCACAUCAGGCAGCGCCUCGCCAGAGAACGGUGCCAGCAGCCCUCGCAACAACACCCACUCCGUCCCAGGUGCCAAGCCCAAACACCAGGCUAAGGCGGUGAACAAAUCCCCGCUGACAAAAGCUCCUCAGAAAUCAGAUACAACGAAGAUCGGCAGCCCCACCAAUAAGUCAAGUGGCAAAGUCAAGACUGGUGCAGCAGAGAAAGCGUCUACUGGAGUGACGGCAGCAAAAGCAGACACCAAGGGAAGAGGCACACCAGACCACCAUGUCUCCAAGCAUGGAUCCUCCAUGAAAAAGCUAGCUUCCCCCAGGAAGGAAGACAGCAAGGACGGCUUGAAAUCCUCAGCACCGGACAAAGCAGGCAGUGAAGCUCAUAAAAAGAAGAUCACAAAACCCACCUCGGCGUCUGGAGCCUCGGCUAAAUCGAGUGCUAAAACACCAAAAGCCUCUUCGGCCUCCUCCAAGCAAUCUUCAGCAGUGGCUGCCAAGUCUGGACCGAAGCCGAAAAGUACUACUGAAUUAUCGAUGGAGAAAGCUUCUCCAAAAGCUGGAGGAACUUCCAAAACCUCAGCUGCCUCCAGGAAAUCGGGAACUAAAGGAAAAGAGGCAGCAAAUGGAAAAAAUUCAGACUGUCAAACUGAGCUUGCUCCGCCUGAAAACACUGGUGAUGUUGCGGAGGUAGCGCUCUCUGACCAGCCUGCAGCACGCAGUACACAGCCAACGAGCCAGAGCGGAGGGGAUUCAUCCAGCCUUCAACUAGAAUCGAGCCCUAAGCGGAGUCUCCGGAAGACUGAAAUACAGCCAGAAAACACUAACAGUGCGCCAGCAGCUAACAAACACCCCCAUGUCAAAUCUGCUAACGGAGACACUUGCAAACAGACUGAAGGGAGUAAAGCAAAACAUUCUCCAAGCAGCGUCAUCCGCGGAGGGCAAGCUCACGAGGUCAGCUCCCCGAAUUCUCCGAGAGACGCUGAACGCCCCGCAGACACCCCCUGCAGCAUGGGAAGCACCGACACUAACUUAGAGGACUCCUGGAGCGGCAUCCACCAUCAGGUCAGCCCGGAGUCCGAGACCGGCAGCACGCACACCACCUCCUCCGACGACAUCAAGCCCCGCUCGGAGGACUACGACGCGGGAGGCUCGCAAGACGACGACUGCUCCAACGACAGAGGCGUCUCCAAGUGCGGCACCAUGCGCUGUCACGACUUCUUGGGUCGCAGCAGCAGCGACACGAGCACCCCGGAGGAGUUAAAGAUGUACGAAGGCGGGGCGGGGUUGAGAGUGGAGGUGCGGGUGCGCGGACGAGAGGCGGAGACCACCAGCGAGGAGGAAGGAGCGAGACAGCGUCCUCGUUCCUGGUUGCACAGAGAUGAGGUUCAUGUAGAGGAGGAGCACUCAGAGGUGGAGGCCACCGUGACUGUAAAAAGCGUGCCCGACCACCAGCUCUUCUCCUCUGAGGAGGAGGAGGAAGAGGAAGACGAAGAUGAAGAAGCGACGGAAGAUGAGAGAUCUGAAGUUGAGGUGAUUCCAGGUCAGGCCCCGCCGCCGCCAACUGACCCCUCGCCACACUUUCAGGGCAUUGUCAACCUAGCUUUUGACGACGACGGCGUGGACCAGGAGAACGACCAGCCCGACUACCAGUCGUCUUCCAACUUCCGUCGCUCCGUGUUGCUCUCUGUCGACGAGUGUGAGGAGUUGGCCUCAGAAGAGGGCGGCGCCCAGACUCCACCUCAACAGCCCGAUGACGCUGCGACUCCCUGUGACGUUUUUGAGUGUGACUCUACAGCUCCUCAGUCCAACUGCGCCCCUACCGGUGACCAACAGAACCACCUGUCAGGCCAUCUUGAAAGUGAAAGCAUGGAGCACAAAAAACACGACAAAGAGGAGCAGGAAGAAGAAUCCUCUAUAUUCCUCACAGAGAUCCAGGAGCCCGGGCAGGAGGAGAGUAACGGAGUGAAGUCCAGUGGUCCUCUCCUGGAUGCUGACAAUAGAGACCUCCCUCCCCAGGAGCGCCCGUGCCACCUGGAUCUGCGGCACACAGAACAAUACAACGGAGGGCUGCGCAAAAAUCACACCAAUCCCUCAGAAAGCAAGAAAGCCGAUUUACAUCUAGACUUAAAUGAGCCUCAGCUGACAGGGGACUCUCCUGUACAUGUUGCACAAUCUCCAGCAGGGGACAAUGGUUGUGACAGAUUGGAUCAAACCUGCAAACAUGACCACCGACCAUCCAAAGCCCUCUCUCCCAUUUACGAGAUGGAUGUGGGAGAAGCCUUCGAGCACUGCUCGGACAAGGACAGGAAUGUUAAACUGAAGGCAGAGGAAGAAAAGCAGAGAGUGGACGAUGACAAAAGCAACGAGUUUGCGGAGCGGGACUGGAGCCUGCUCAGACAGCUCCUCUCGGACCACGAGUCCAACCUGGGCGUCAUAAACCCCGUGCCUGAGGAGCUCAACCUGGCCCAGUACCUUAUCAAGCAGACACUGUCCCUGUCACGGGACUGCCUGGACUCGCAGGCCUUCCUGUCCCCAGAGAAGGAGACUUUCAAACGCUGGGCGGAGCUCAUCUCGCCCAUGGAGGACUCCUCCACCAGCAUCACAGUAACCAGCUUCUCCCCAGAAGAUGCUGCGUCUCCGCAGGGGGAGUGGACCAUCGUGGAAUUGGAAACACAUCACUGACUAUACAGAGGAGAGAGCCUGCCGGACAGUUGACACCUCUGUGAACGUCUUUACAUCAACUUUGUCUUAAUUUAUUAUAAUUUAUGAUCAUAUUCCGUCUCUCUCUUUUUGACAUGUCUUUUUUUUCUGGACUCUGCAGAACUCUGGACUUUGCAGCAGCUUUAAUUUGCAUUCCCCAUUAUGCCCUCAGUGGGCCGUUUCUCGACACAAAUGGGCUGUUAUGCAUGCUGAUAUUUUUGUAUGUCUGACUGUUUAAUUGAUGUUGCUUCAAAGCUCUAGAAAAGAAUAGAGUAAGAAAAAAAAGAAUUUCUUUCUCAUGACAGUCUUCUGAUAAUAUGGUUGACUGAAGUUUCUUAAAGAAAAAAUAAUAUUGGCCUACUGGCUUGCAUUUAAUGUCAUUGAAAAUAAAGGUUUGUGUUUCUUGAAAAAAUGAAAAA